AUGGUCCAGCAGGUGGUGGAGGUUCGUCCGUUUGGCUUACGGCUUUCACACCCCACGUGCAAUCUAGCGGCCGAUCGGGUCCUACCACGGCGAAUCCUCCAGCUCGUGCUGCUGCUGCUUCUGUACUGUAGCGGGUUCGCCGAUGGUAGCUGGUGGCGCAUUGCUGACCUCUCGCUCGAUCCAGACCACUUCCAUCGGGACAAUCGGAGCUAUGAGCUGUGCGGUGAUUCAACGUUUUUCACCGAUCAUCAGCGAGAUACGUGCUACAAUAAUCCUGCCCUGUUGAAGAUUAUUGUCGAUGCAGCGAAUACUGCGAAAUAUGAGUGCCAAACAUACUUUCAAAACAACCGCUGGAACUGCUCGGCAAAACGUGGGUCCGGCAUUUAUUACGGAAAUUUCGACGAUAAAGGCAAUCGUGAAACCGCCUACCUUAGCGCAAUCAACUCAGCAUCACUAGCCUGGCAGAUCACGCGCUCCUGCACCAAGGGUGAGCUGACAACCUGCGAGUGUGACCGUAUCAAGCGCAGCAAGCACAGCAACAAAUGGACCUGGGGCGGCUGCUCCGAGGACAUCAAGUAUGGCAUCAAACAGGCCCGUUCGUUCACCGAUCCGCAGGAGAACCGUACCACGAGCUUUGGGCUGAUGAAUCUACACAACAAUGAGGCAGCACGACGAAUAUUACGGUCAAAGAUGGAGAAAGUUUGCAAAUGUCACGGAAUGUCCGGCUCCUGCACGACACGUGUCUGCUGGCGACGGCUACCACCGAUGAAGCUGAUCGCCGACACGCUCGGCUCGAUGUUCGAUGCGGCAGCACAAGUGAAGCCAGUUGAAAACAAGGGAAUUAUAAGGAAACUGACGCGGAAGGAUCUCGACUACAAGAAGGUGAACAAGUCAGAUUUGGUGUACAUUGCGGAAUCACCUAACUACUGCGAGGAAAAUGAAAGUUUGGGCAUCUUUAGCACACGUGGCCGUUUCUGCAACCGAACAUCGUACGGCAUCGAAGGGUGCCGGCUACUGUGCUGCGGCCGGGGCUAUCAGACACGCGUACGCAACGUGGAGGAAAAGUGCAACUGCAAGUUUGUCUGGUGCUGCUCGGUCAAGUGUGACACGUGCAGCAUGCGCAAGGAUGAACACAUCUGCAACUAA
Molecule: messenger RNA, 1146 nt
Organism: Anopheles maculipalpis
Lineage: Eukaryota; Metazoa; Arthropoda; Insecta; Diptera; Culicidae
Product: protein Wnt-1-like
Exons: 6
Coding region: 1-1146 (381 amino acids)
Biological process (GO): neuron differentiation; canonical Wnt signaling pathway; cell fate commitment
Cellular component (GO): extracellular region
Molecular function (GO): cytokine activity; frizzled binding
Source: RefSeq, a predicted model, not a curated record